This is a messenger RNA of Carica papaya (papaya), 1420 nucleotides long. The record is from RefSeq and is a predicted model, not a curated record. Lineage: Eukaryota; Viridiplantae; Streptophyta; Magnoliopsida; Brassicales; Caricaceae.
GUAAAAAAAAUCAAUCAUUGUUUGUUUGCUUUUUGUGAUAUGCUAAAAAUUAAUGAUUUUUUUUGUGAUAUUCAAAUCUUCAUCCAGAGUUUCCGAACUCGACCUGACUCGUUUUUUUCUUCCCACAGGCUUCCACAUGAGCAACUCUUGGCCGCUAGCAUGGAGACCGUUGAAACUUCCUCUAGAUCGAGCUUUUUAACGUUUGGAGAGAGGAUCUGCUAUGUGUUUACGCCAUUGUUAGCCGUAAUUGAUUUGGUUUUAACUGCUGUUGGUGGCUGCUUCUGCGUCGACUUGGAGCACCGGCGUAAACCUAGAAAAGGCUGGUUUGAUUACAGAUAUUUGGCUCGGCUUGCUGAUGAAUCUCGAUGUUUUGAGAAAUCAGUUGAAUGGAAGUUAAAUGUUUGCUGGUUAUGUGGCAGUCACGGUUAACGAAGUGGAGGCAUUGUAUGAGCUUUUCACCAAGUUGAGUAGUUCGAUUAUUGAUGAUGGCCUCAUCCACAAGGAAGAGCUUCAAUUAACACUCUUCCAAACUCGGCAUGGAAAGAAUCUCUUUCUGGACAGGGUUUUUGAUCUUUUUGAUGAAAAGAGGAAUGGCGUGAUUGAUUUUGAGGAAUUUGUCCAUGCGCUCAAUGUCUUUCAUCCCUUUACCCCUAUUGAAGAAAAAAUUGAUUUUGCAUUUAGGCUGUAUGAUCUCAGACAGACUGGAUUUAUUGAGCGAGAAGAGGUGAAGCAAAUGGUGGUUGCCAUUUUGAUGGAAUCGAAUGUGAAAUUGUCGGAUGACCUUCUUGAGUCUAUCAUUGAUAAUACAUUUGCUGAUGCCGAUGCUGACAAGGAUGGUAAGAUCAACAAGGAAGAGUGGAAAGCAUUUGUAAUUCGAAACCCAAGCCUGCUAAAGAACAUGACACUACCCUAUUUGAAGGACAUCACCACAGUAUUUCCAAGUUUUGUUUUCCGCACUCAGGUUGAAGAAUGCUUUUGAAGGAUUUGUUAUCGGGUGUUAAAAAGCUUCAAUUCAAUAUGGAUCUACUUUUGAGGUUGAGGAGACUCUUUUCUAAUGGUUCAAUUUAUUUGCACCUGCUGAAGAUCAGAGGACCCAGUGUGCCAUUGUUGGGCGAAAGCGUAGCGGAAAAAUUGUGGCAUUAUUCGAUGUUUUGGGUUUCUGAGCCUUAAGCAUGGGGCCGUCAUUUGGUAAGCCUGUCAACACCUGAAUUGUACAGGAGGAAGAGAACUAUUCUCUUUCUCUAAUCUUUUUCUUUUCUUCUUAUAUUGUAAUGAGGCUGUGUAGUAUUAUUUCUGCUGCAAAUAUAAUGUUUGUUUAGCUUUGUAUAUUCUACUUUUUAGCAAUCAGAUACAUCCGAUCAUUGAAAAUUUUUGUAUCUGGAAAUUUGAAAAUCAACUCCGGUUAUGAGCUUUUACAUAA